Messenger RNA from Metopolophium dirhodum (rose-grain aphid), 2673 nucleotides. Its product is annotated as U3 small nucleolar RNA-associated protein 14 homolog A. Bases 166 to 2607 code for a protein of 813 amino acids. Gene Ontology annotation, cellular component: nucleolus; small-subunit processome. Gene Ontology annotation, biological process: rRNA processing. The record is from RefSeq and is a predicted model, not a curated record. The transcript has 8 exons. Lineage: Eukaryota; Metazoa; Arthropoda; Insecta; Hemiptera; Aphididae.
UGAUAUUACUCUAUGGCCCAUCCAUCCACAAUUCCACUAUCACGGAAUAACUCAAUGGCUGAAUGAUCAUCACGUGUCUCUUAUUCUCUUGCGUAGAGUAGAAUACUUACUACCUUUAGUAAUAGAAGAAUACAGAUUGUCCUGUGAAGAAAAAAAGAUUUCAAUAUGGUUAGCUCACUAGCCAAAAAUGAAGAUGCAGAUGAAGACAUGGAUGAUGUUUCAUAUGAGAAGCAUAGAAAAUUGUUACAGACAAUUACAUCAAAGACUAAACGAAAAAUCCAGCCAACUACUCGAAAUGAACCAAGUUUACAAGUUUCUGAAUUUCAUUUGUCAAGUGGACAACAAACAACAAAUGUUGAUGAUUUAACAAAUGCAUUAAAAAAAAAAGCACCACAAAUAAGACAAAAAAUUCAAGUUGCUAAAUCAACAAAAAAACUAUUGCAGAAACCAUUGGAUAAAGUUCACGCUGAUAAAAUAAAAAGAGCAGUUGCUUAUGAUAAUUUCAAAAAACACAUAAGCAGAUGGUCUGCUGUUGUUGAAAAAAAUAAGUCUGCAGAUCAGUUAAGAUUUCCUUUAAGAAGUAGCGAAGUUGAAGUUUUUGAUAAUCGUAUGGUUGAUUUUACCCAUGGUUUUUCUCACCCUACAGAAUUACAAAAAAAAAUCUCCGCUGUAUUACAAUCUAGUAAAAUUGUUCAACAAAAACAAAAAGAUUUAAAAAUGUCUUGGAUAGAAAAAGAAAAAGAAAAGUAUCCAUUGACACUAAAAGAGUUAUUAGAAAAACGUAAAAGUAUGGCUAAUUUUCGGGCUAAAGAAUCAUAUAGACAUGCUAAAGCUCAUAGACAAAAUAAAAUUAAAAGCAAAAAAUAUCAUAGAUUAUUAAGAAAGGAAAAGACAAAAGAGCAAAUCAAAGAAUUUGAAAAAUUACAAGAUACAGAUCCGGUUGCUGCAUUAGAAAAACUAAAUGUUAUUGAAAAGACAAGAGCUGAAGAACGUGCUAGCUUAAGACAUAAAUCUACUGGACAGUGGGCACGGAACCAUGUUGUACGGGCCAAAUAUGAUAAAGAUAGCCGGAUAGCUUUGGCAGAACAGUUACGAAAAAGUAAAGAGUUAACUCAAAAAGUACAACCAUCAUUGAACGAAACAAAUGAUUCUGAUAGUUCUGAUGAAGAACAAAUUGAAAUUUCUGAACAAGUGGUUGAUCCUGAUAAUCCUUGGCUUGCCGAACGAAAGGAAUUCAAAGAUUUUAUGGUUGGUUAUAACAAUUUUGUUCAAAAUAAUUGUGAAACAAAAGACAUCCAUGAUCAAUAUAUAAACAAUAAAUUAAAUUACAAAAAUAACAAAAAUGAAGAAACUAAAUCUGAAUCUGAAUCUAAAGAAAGUAAUGUAAAUGAGGUAAAACAUGAUAAAAUAGCAAUACCUAUAGAUAAAACUAAAAAGAAGAAGAAAAAUAAGGUUAAAAAUAUUACAGUUCAAGAUCUUUCUAUAUUCGACGAGGAGGAGAGUUUUGUUGAAGUUCUAAAAAUUGUUUCUCCUAAAAAAAAGAAAGUUCAUUUUUCCAAUGAUACUAUUAAGUCAGAAACUAAAAUUAAUGAAAUUGAUACAAAUAUUAAAAUUAACUCUACGGCUUUGUGCAAUAAGAAAAAUAAUAAUAUUAAUGUAAUCAAUACAGUUGCUGGAACUUGGUAUGUAUCGUCAGAUAAUAUUAAUGAUAAUAUUUUAAACAAAAAAAAAGUACACAAAGAUGUUGAAAACGCAUUUAAAACUGUUGAAACUGAAUUAAAAAAUAAAAUUAAUGAGAAAUUGUUUAAUCUCAACAAAACUAAAGUUAAACAACCUUUCAAAACAGAUAUUGCUAAACGUAGAAAUGAAGAAUUAAAGAGUGAUUAUUUAAAAAUGAAUAAUAAACGUAUUAAAGCUGAAUUUAAUGAACCUUUAUAUGAAAAUAAUAGAACAUUAGAUACAAAUAAUACAAGCAAUAUUGAAAACAACCUAGGAUCUGCUAUUAAAAUCGUUGAAAAACCUACAAAACAAGUACAAAAUAUAGAUCCUACAGAGUUUUUACAAGUGACUCAAAUAAGUUUGGAAACCGAAGAAAUGGCUCAGGUAGAAGAUCGUUUAGAUGAUAAAGAAGAAAAUGAACAAGAAAAGUUGAUUGCAGAAGCUUUUGCUGAUGAUGAUAUCAUUAAUGAGUUCAAGGAGGAAAAGAAAAAGCUGGAAGAGCAAUCAAAGCCAAAAAUAGAAUCAGCACUUCCCGGUUGGGGCAGUUGGGCUGGCCCUAACAUCAGGAAACGAACAUUUAAGAAAAGAACUAACAUGGGGAUGUUCAGAACUCCAGCUAAACCACCACGAAAAGACUUCAACCGAGAAAAAGUUAUUAUUCACGAGAGUGCCGAUGAUUCUAUUAAAUCACAUUUAGUUUCUGAAUUGCCAUAUCCAUUUAAAGGUAUUGAAGAAUAUGAAGAUACAAUCAAAGCACCUGUAGGACGAACAUGGGUACCCGAGACAGUUUUUCAAAAACUUACUGCUCCCCCAGUUGUUACUCAAAUGGGUCAAAUUAUUGAUCCAAUUGAUGAAAAUUCUGUUGUCAAAAUUAAAUUAAAUGAUUAAUAUUUAUUUUGAAAAUCUUAUUUUUAUUUAAUAUAAUAUAAUAUACUUAUAUAUAAUUUAAUAUAA